GGGGCGCUAACGGCUCUGCUUCCUCCCCUCCCGUCGUGGCCGCCUCGCAUCGCGAACAAAGAGAGAAGAGAAGAGAGAGAGAGGAAAAAACUCAUCUCGCGCUCGCUAUCCCUUCUCUUUUCUUUUCUCUCUCCUUCUCGUGGUGUGUGAGGUGGCGAGGUAGAGGAAGCAGCGGAGACCACACGAAUCCCCCCACCACCCUCGCGCCCCCCUCCCCCGUCCCCUCUCCCUGCGCGGCGCCACCAACCUCGCCUCUCCCGGCGCGGCCAGAGGAGCCCAGCGGAGCCGGAGCCGCCGGCGGGUCUGGGUCAGGUCCGGCCUCGUCCCUCCCGCGGAGGCGGCAGCGCGCGCGGUUGGAGCGCAAUCUUGGUUCCUGAAGCUGUAGUACGGCUGUGUCAUGGCGGGGUCUGUUGCCGCCUCGGGGUUCUUCCCCACGCCGGGGUCUACCCCAGCUGCGUUGGCUAGAGGCUCCAAGAACAUGUCUGGUGAAUUACCUGAGACUUUGAGUGUCCGUGGGAUGGUUGCAAAGCCAAACACGCCGCCCGCGUCCAUGCAAGUCAAGGCUCGGGCCCAAGCACUUCCCAAGGUUAAUGGCUCUAAGGUUAACCUCAAGACUACAGGCUCAGACAAGGAGGAUACAGUGCCUUACACUUCCUCAAAGACCUUCUAUAACCAACUGCCCGACUGGAGCAUGCUUCUUGCAGCUGUCACGACCAUCUUCCUGGCCGCGGAGAAGCAGUGGACGAUGCUUGAUUGGAAGCCCAAGAGACCUGACAUGCUUGUUGACACAUUUGGCUUUGGUAGAAUAAUCCAGGAUGGGCUGGUGUUUAGGCAGAACUUCUUGAUUAGGUCCUACGAGAUUGGUGCAGAUCGUACAGCUUCUAUAGAGACGUUAAUGAAUCAUUUACAGGAAACAGCUCUUAAUCAUGUGAAAACUGCUGGUCUCCUUGGAGAUGGUUUUGGCGCUACGCCAGAGAUGAGUAAACGGAACUUGAUCUGGGUUGUCAGCAAAAUUCAGCUUCUUGUAGAGCAUUAUCCCUCAUGGGAAGAUAUGGUCCAAGUUGACACAUGGGUAGCUUCUGCUGGAAAAAAUGGAAUGCGUCGAGAUUGGCAUAUCCGCGACUACAAUUCGGGCAGAACAAUCUUGAAAGCUACAAGUGUUUGGGUUAUGAUGAAUAAGACCACUAGAAGACUUUCAAAAAUGCCAGAUGAAGUUAGAGGUGAAAUAGGCCCGCACUUCAACGACCGUUCAGCCAUAACAGAGGAGCAGGGUGAAAAGUUGGCUAAGCCAAGGAACAAAGUUGUGGACCCUGCCAACAAGCAGUUCAUAAGGAAGGGGCUUACUCCCAAGUGGGGUGACCUUGACGUGAACCAACAUGUGAACAAUGUGAAGUAUAUUGGGUGGAUCCUUGAGAGUGCUCCUAUUUCAAUACUGGAGAAGCAUGAGCUUGCAAGCAUGACACUGGAUUACAGGAAGGAGUGUUGCCGUGACAGUGUGCUGCAGUCACUUACCAACGUUUCAGGUGAAUGUGCGGAUGGCAGCCCAGACUCUGCCAUCCAGUGCGACCAUCUGCUCCAGCUGGAGUCUGGAGCUGAUGUUGUUAAGGCUCAUACAACUUGGCGGCCAAAGCGACCGCAUGGCGAAGGAAACCUUGGGCUGUUCCCGGUUGAGAGUGCAUAACCGCUUCGAAUGUUAAAUACGGCAAGCAUGGGUUCUUAUGGGAUGCAAAUUCUAAUCUUGCCGGGGAUAAAUGGUUGAUUGAAGGAAUUAUUUUGUGCCGGGGAUAAGCCACAUAGCCCAGCCUGCUGCAUCUUAUGCUACACACACAUUGUGAUGGAGAGAUAGAGCUUGUUCAAACUGUUUUCGGAGGAAUUGGUCGGAUUUGACAGGCUUUGGAGGAAUGGGGAGCUUGACUGGUGAUACUGAAGUAAUUUGGAGGACAGAGAAGGGUGGAAUUUGGAUUAUGGGACAAGGCAGGGGCUUGUGUGUGGUGAUAGUGAUUUGAGCUGAUUGGUGAAGAAGGAAGAAUGCAGCGGCGUUGGCUGGGAUUGUUUGUGUUUUUGACAUGUGUUUGGACGCGGAGCGGAAUGGAUAAAUAAUUUGUGUACUAAGUUAGCCCAGAUGUGUGUGUGGAGGCGAAAUCCUAUCCCUUGUAACAGCCUGAUGAUUUGUACAUUCCUACCUAGUACCCCCCUCUUCUCUUCUCUUGUUGGUUGAAUCGAAUCGAAUCGCAGCUCUCCUGCGUUUCCUUCCUUGGAAA
Messenger RNA from Triticum urartu, 2261 nucleotides. RefSeq names its product fatty acyl-ACP thioesterases B (gene FATB). Gene Ontology annotation, biological process: fatty acid biosynthetic process. Gene Ontology annotation, molecular function: acyl carrier activity; fatty acyl-[ACP] hydrolase activity. NCBI's taxonomy places the organism in Eukaryota, Viridiplantae, Streptophyta, Magnoliopsida, Poales, Poaceae. The record is from RefSeq and is a predicted model, not a curated record.